CCCCCUUUUCAGCUCCCCUCAACCCAUUCCAUUCCACUCUCUCUCUCUCUCUCUCUCUCUCUCUCUCUCUCCAUUUUUAUCGAGUUCCAAUUCUGCUAAUUUUCUUCAACUUAGACCCAAAAUCAUGGAAACCAACUCGGUUUCCAAAUGGGUUUUGUUGUUCUUCGUUGUAAUCCAACUGGGUGCUCAAGGAAUUCAAUGUAGUGUCACUUACGAUAGUAAAGCCAUCGUCAUCAAUGGUCAAAGAAGAAUACUCAUCUCUGGUUCGAUACAUUAUCCUCGAAGUACUCCUGAGAUGUGGGAAGAUCUUAUAAUGAAGGCGAAAGAAGGAGGACUUGAUGUGAUUGAAACUUAUGUGUUUUGGAAUGUUCAUGAGCCUACUCCUGGCAAUUAUAAUUUUGAAGGGAGAUACGAUUUGGUGAGAUUCUUAAAAACUGUGCAAAAAGCCGGACUUUAUGCUCAUCUUCGAAUUGGACCUUAUGUUUGCGCUGAAUGGAAUUUUGGAGGGUUACCAGUUUGGCUGAAGUAUGUUCCUGGUAUUAGCUUUAGAACCGAUAACGAGCCAUUCAAGAGGGCUAUGAAGGGUUUCACUGAGAAAAUUGUGAACAUGAUGAAGAGUGAAAAGUUGUUCGAAACCGAAGGAGGUCCAAUUAUCCUCUCUCAGAUUGAGAAUGAAUACGGGUCGAUAGGAAAGGCACUUGGAAGCGCUGGACAUAAUUACAUGACUUGGGCUGCAAAUCUGGCCGUUGGAUUGGGGACAGGUGUCCCAUGGGUCAUGUGCAAGCAAGAUGAUGCUCCGGAUCCAGUUAUAAACACAUGCAAUGGUUUUUAUUGUGACGCUUUUACCCCUAACAAACCAUACAAACCAACAAUUUGGACCGAAACUUGGAGCGGAUGGUUCACAGAAUUUGGUGGGCCCAUCCACGAGAGGCCCGUUCAAGAUUUAGCGUUUGGUGUUGCUCGAUUCAUUCAAAAGGGUGGAUCUUUCUUUAACUACUACAUGUAUCAUGGAGGAACGAAUUUCGGUCGAUCUGCUGGAGGCCCUUUUAUCACUACUAGUUAUGAUUACGAUGCUCCACUUGAUGAAUAUGGUAUAAUCAGACAACCGAAAUAUGGGCAUUUAAAAGAGCUUCACAAAGCUAUUAAACAAUGUGAGCCUGCAUUAGUUUCUUCAGAUCCUACAGUUACUUCUUUGGGUAGCCUUCAACAGGCGCAUGUAUUUUCAUCAAAAUCGGGACAUUGUGCAGCUUUUCUUGCGAAUUAUAAUCCAAACAAUGCAGAAAAAGUGAUGUUCAACAAUAUGCAUUAUAAUUUGCCUCCAUGGUCUAUCAGUAUCCUUCCUGAUUGCAAGAAUGUUGUGUUUAACACUGCUAAAGUUGGAGUUCAAUCAACACAAAUGGAAAUGUUACCAACAAAUUCGGAGUUGUUUUCAUGGGAGACGUAUAAUGAAGAUUUAACAAUGGCGGAUGAGAGCUCGACUUUUACUACUUCUGGUUUAUUGGAGCAAAUUAAUGUUACUAGAGAUACUAGUGAUUAUCUUUGGUAUACAACAAAUGUUGAAGUCGGUUCUUCCGAAUCGUUUUUGCGAGGCGGGGACCACCCGAAGCUUUUGGUACAGUCAACGGGUCAUGCUCUUCAUGUUUUUAUCAACGGAGAACUUUCAGGUUCGGCUUUUGGAACACGUGAAAAUAGAAGAAUUACUUACAAAGAAAACGUCAAUCUCCGCCCCGGAAACAACAAAAUAUCACUACUCAGUGUCGCAAUGGGAUUACCGAAUAUCGGAGGACAUUACGAAACAUGGGAAACCGGCGUCAUGGGUCCGGUCGCACUCUACGGUCUUGACCAAGGGAAACAAGAUCUCUCAUGGGCAAAAUGGACCUACCAGGUUGGUUUAAAGGGAGAGGCCAUGGAUGUCAUUUCAACAAACAGUUUUUCAUCCGUUGAAUGGAUGCAAGGUUCUCUUAUCGCUCAAAAACAACAACCGCUGACGUGGCACAAGGCUUCUUUUAAAGCGCCUACGGGAGACGAGCCAUUGGCUUUAGACAUGAGCAGUAUGGGAAAAGGUCAAGUAUGGAUCAACGGUCAAAGCAUCGGCAGAUAUUGGACCGCGUACGCCACAGGGGAUUGCCACGGGUGCCACUACGCCGGAACAUACCGCCCUCCAAAAUGUCAACUCGGAUGCGGUCAACCAACUCAACGAUGGUACCAUGUGCCUAGAUCGUGGUUAAAACCAACGGACAAUUCAUUGGUGCUAUUUGAAGAACUUGGGGGCGACCCGACCCGUAUUUCACUAGUCAAACGGUCAACAACCACCAUAUGUGGUGAUAUGUUUGAAUAUCACCCGAAUAUUAAAGAUUGGCAUAUCGAAAGCUAUGGAAAAACACAAGAGCUUCAUAGACCAAAAGUUCAUCUCCAUUGUGGGCCCGGGCUAACCAUAUCCGCCAUUAAAUUCGCAAGCUUUGGAACUCCAAUGGGGACAUGUGGCACUUUCCAACAAGGCACUUGUCAUGCCCCUGCAUCGUAUGAUGUAAUUGAAAAGAAGUGUAUUGGGAAAGAGCAAUGUGCAGUGACGAUAGCAAAUAGCAACUUUGGGGAAGACCCGUGUCCGAAUAAAUUGAAACGGUUGACAGUUGAAGCGAUCUUCAACAGAAAGCCAAAAUAUCGAUGUGGAAAGCGAAGAGUUUGUCAUUCGGAGAGACUUGCGAAAUUAGAUCUUCAACAGAAAGCCAAAAUAUCGAUGUGGAAAGCGAAGAGUUUGUCAUUCGGAGGACAUCUCACCUUAAUCAAAUCUGUUCUCAACAACCUCCCCACAUAUUAUUUCUCACUUUCUAAGGCACCUGCAGAUAGAAUCACCACCAGAGGCUUUACAUGGAAAUGGAAGACACAACAUAUGGUUGAUGAGGUUGCAAAUGAUUUUCAGAGCUUAUGCUCUUUACUUUGUGAUGUCAAUAUGACUCUCGUUGCUAAUGGUUUUCGUUUCAACAGGAAUUCGGAUGGCAAAUACACGGUGAGUACCUUAAAGAAGUUGCUAGAAUCAAAAGCCCCUAAAUCGGACUCUGAUGUGCAAAUCAAUUGGUCAAAGGUUGUCCCACUGAAAAUAAGAUGCUUUAUAGGGAGAGUCUUGAUGAGUAGAAUACCGGUGGCUACAAACUUGGAUGUAAGGGGUAUAAAAGUCGAAACGGAUAUAUGCCCUAUAUGUAAUAAAGAGAAAGAGACUUGUGAUCACUUAUUGAUUAGGUGUGAAUUUGCUAUGGAGGCUAGGUCAUGGAUCUUCAAAUGGUGUGACAUAUCUGUCACCACGUUUAAUCCCGUGACAGAUUUCAUCAGAUUUGUGACAGGUUGGGAAACUUGUAAACGCAAAAUGGAAAGGAUAAAUACAGUAAUUUAUGGAAUGUUAUGGUUCGUAUGGGUGACAAGAAACAAUAAGGUUUUCAAACAGAUUAAUACAAAUCCUGCAAAAAAUUGCAGAUGA
Molecule: messenger RNA, 3472 nt
Organism: Lactuca saligna
Lineage: Eukaryota; Viridiplantae; Streptophyta; Magnoliopsida; Asterales; Asteraceae
Source: the annotation of a GenBank genome assembly